Messenger RNA from Diversispora eburnea, 642 nucleotides. Lineage: Eukaryota; Fungi; Glomeromycota; Glomeromycetes; Diversisporales; Diversisporaceae. The record is from the annotation of a GenBank genome assembly.
AUGGCGCCUAAAACAAAAAGGGUUGACAAAUUACACAGAAAAAAAGGCUGUUACAUAUCUCAAGAGUCAGCAAUUACGAAUGAAAUUAUUAAUUUGGAAGAAGAAAACUUAAGAGAAUUUGAGGAGACAGAAAAAAAACUUAUUAAUGAAGUUCUUCAUUGGCAUAAGGGCUCUGCAAGUAACAUUAGAACAGUGUAUACUGAAACUUCAAGAACUACUACCUGGAGGCAAGAAAUUAGAAGAAAAGAAUUAGAAAACGAUGCAAAGGGAAUGAAAGCACUUGAUACAUUUUUUAUAAAUAAACAAUUUACAGAUCCUUCCACUGAGAAUAAUUUACAAAUGUGCUUAAAAGAAAUAAAUCAACAAUGCUUAGUAUCAAAAUCUGUAAAAACAAAUAAUAAUGUUUUUACUUAUAAUUAUUUAUGCUGUCUAUGUAUAUACAAUUAUUAUUGGAUGGAUGAGGUAAAAAUGGACACAAGCAAUCAGAUUGCACAAACUAUGUGGAACAAAGGAAAACAUACAAAAUUAGAAAGUUUGUUAAAUGGAGAAAAUUUUAAAGAAAGCUGUCAAUCAUGGAAACCAGAAUCACGUUUUCAUGGAAACUUGAAAAUAUAUACUGAAGGAAUAUUAUUUCAGAAUUAA